AUGGGCGCCGACAUGUCGAAGACUUCGUUGACGCCAAAGGAGCAAGCGAGCUGCGAGCGGAAAGGUCGUGAGGACAUAUUGAGAGCCUUAGGUUAUGAAGAUGAAGGGAACGGCAUUUUUCGCCCUGCUACGAAAGCUGCUCCGGCAACAGCGGCCAUAACGAUUCCCACCUUGCCUUCGGCUUUGACAACUGCGACUGCGACUCCUACAUUGUCUCCAAACUUGACAUGGACUCCCUCUAUCAGCGGCUCUUCGAACUCGGCUCCAAAACAAUUCGCGACUUUGGUUCGAUCCACAGCUGCAACUUCACGUCCAGCUAUGAUCUCGCAGCCGCACUCAACGGUCACUACAGAAGAGACUUCGUUUGGAGUCCUUGUUCCAUCUGGCAUGAGUCUCGAUGGCCAGUCUUCCGGCGAGGUCGUCUCCGCAAUCGGUGGAGGCGCUCGGGGUAAUAAGACCCAGACAUGGAGACCAGAGAAUACCAAAGAGAGGGAGAAGGUUGAUAUCGGUACCGCGGAUCUUGCGGUUCGGGAUGAGUGUCGGACGCAGAAGCCGCUUUCGGACAAUCAGAGCGCUCCAGAUUCGGCUUCUAUGCCCAUGCCCGAGCCACCCGCUUCACACGAGCACGAGUUCCGCGGCAAACGCAGCAGCGACGGUUUCCAGCGCAUCAUUCAUGAUGCAACCAAGUGCAAGUCGAAUGAUGCGUACCAUUCGCAAAUUGCCGGAAAAUGGUGGUCGGACAUUGCAUCCAAGGGCGAGCCACAAGGCGUUUUCCUGCACACGCGAGUAAUAGGGCUGCUUCCUUUUCCUCAACACAGCGCCGUUGACAGGAGAGGGAAUGCGAAGUCGGAGGAGAAGGAGAAGGUUGAAGAAGACAAGAAGCCUGACACCGGUGAUGAUCCGGCGGAAUAUUCGGGCGACGAACCGUCACCCAGCAGACCGUCCGCGAAGAAGACGAAGAUGCAGAGCGAGAAGGUGAAGCAGGAAGAAGACGAAGAGCAAGAGAAGUCCGGAGGAAACGAGAAGCCCGACACUGGUCAUGACCAGGCGGAUCGUUCGGGCAACGAACCAUCACCAGGCGGACCGGCACCUGCGAAGAAGAUGAAGAGCAAGAGGAGCAAGAGGAUGAAGCAGGAGUCUGAUGAGGAUGCUUAG
Messenger RNA from Zymoseptoria tritici IPO323, 1155 nucleotides. RefSeq lists its product as uncharacterized. The coding region runs from base 1 to 1155 and encodes 384 amino acids. NCBI's taxonomy places the organism in Eukaryota, Fungi, Ascomycota, Dothideomycetes, Mycosphaerellales, Mycosphaerellaceae. The transcript has 3 exons. The record is from RefSeq and is a predicted model, not a curated record.